AAUUGUACAAUGCAAAUUGGCAGGAAGGAAAGUGUUAAUUGUUUUCCUCUAGCUAUUUUGGCGUCAUUUGACAUUUUUUUAAGCACAGUAAACAGUGUAACACGUUCCUUGGUACAAAAGGUUCUGCUUGGCCUUUUCGAAUGGAUUCUUUUUGCAGUUGGGUGACUUUGAGAGUUGCUGGUGUUCUGUAACAGUGAACCAACCCUCCUCGCAUUCGUGGAGUGGACGGAAAUGAAUCUUCCUCCGUGGCCGCUGAGUCAUCAGCAGUGUGUGUUUGCUGAUUUUAAGCAAACGAGGAUGUUCUUAUCAAGCUGCUGCCCAAAGUUAACCUGCGUUUGGCAGCAGAUGGUUUGGGGUAAAGUGUACCUGGCUCAAAUAGUCAACAGACGGAACUACCCGGUAGCGAAAUACCAGCAGAGCAGCAGCAGAGAGGACAAAUCGCUUCUAAUGGAUAUAAAUGAACUGGAGGAGCAGUAUGACUCCAUACGACAGAAACAAAAAGAACAGACUCAUGUUGUUUUUAAAACUGGUAAAAGUAAACAUGAAAGUGGAUUGUUUUUCAAGCUCCAAGUCAAAACAGUGUCAGUCAACUGCACAGUGAGAAAACCAAAGGCAUUUGAAGAACACCUUCCUGUUAACAAUGUCACACUUGACUUUCCAAACAAAGAUUAUGUUCAGGAUGGCGAAACCCCUUGGCGCACACAUCUAGAUAUUUACCGUGUGCUGCAAGCACAGAACACUGGUCAAAAGAGUCACUUGCAGGCAAACAAGGAACCAGAUGAUCAAAAUCAACAGCCACCCUCAAUGAGCAAAAAAGUCCUACUCAAUAAAGAUAGAACUAAGUUAUGUAAUUAUAAAGGAGCCAGUGGUGAAGUAACAACACACAUCACCUGCAAACCCAAUGAAUUAAAGGCAACCCACUCUUUCACCAACCGUAAUCACUGCAUUCCUAAGAUCAAUAAAAGAUUUUCAUUUCCAAAUGAGAGAUCAAGUAUAUGGUCAAGCAAAAAUGGGCUUCUCACUAAAAUAGUACCAGUUGCCAUAAAAGGGGACAAUUACCCAUUCCCUCAAAUGAAGACUCCAAGGAAGUCUGACACUGCCAAGAACCUUGGCUUAUAUGCCAAGUAGUAUGACAUCUUCACCAAAACAGUAACUGUUAAGCCCUAAAAAGUGACUUGUUCCCUGGAAAUGAAAUUCCAAAUGAAAACACCGACUACUCCAUUUUUGAAAAUGUUAGCUUUCUUUAAAAGUCUGUUGAAGAAUUUUGUUUUUGAAAAGAAAAUAGCUCCUUAAGAGAGUCUGCAAAGGAAAUUAAUGAAACUUAGUGAAAUGACAUAUUAAAUGGGACAAAACAAGAUUACCCUGGUUGAUUAUGAACCUUAAUAAUGAGAUGUGCAUUGAGUAAAUACCAAGCAUUUCAUUUAUUGCAUGAGUAAUUGGGGUCACUAAUUUUAGAGUUGUUAAAAUCAUGUGUAAAUUACAAUGUUGUAAACUUAUUAACUGUAUUUUGUGAAAAAUCAACUGUUGUACUUCUUCUUUGCACUGCAUUGCUAUUUUUGUAUUACCUUGCUUUUGUCAGAAGCCAGUUUUCAGGGAAAUAAUUAAGCUUUGUCAUUUUACUCCUCACUGAGAUGAAGCAUCAAGCUACUAUAAAACUUAUCACUCAAUCUGUUCAAAAGCCAAUGAAACAUAUUGAUCAUGACAAGGCAAUUCAAAUGAUAUUUGAAGCUGAGAUUAAAACCAGAGAUUGGCAUCUGAAAACAUAAUAAACAUGUAUGAAACUCCACUAUGUCAACAAUCUUAGCUUGAUUAAGAUAAAUAGAAUAAAACCCCACUUAAAAUUGUGAAGAAAGAAGUUAGUUCGAUACAAAAGUAUGGCGCAGAUCUAUGGUGCCUCCAGCAUGAGAUAUAUAACUGAAGUCCUAUCUGCUUAUUCAGGCAACUAUCAAAGGUCUCUUGAUUUUAAUAAUUCUUAAUAUUUAAGAAAUUCUUCCACUUUCCCAAUCAAGGUGAAUCUCAUCAUAAUCGUUACCAGUAAAACAAAAAGGAUGCUGUUUGAGGGAACUUACUGACUAUAAAAUUGACUGUCACAUUUUCCUCUUUAAAUCAGUUCAAACAUAAGUCAUUGGCUAUAAAGAACUUAAGAAUUCGAAUUAGACAUCAAAUAUGCCUCAUAGUCUGUUAUCAUAGAUAUAGAAGUAGAAUUAGGCCUUUCGGCCCAUCAAGUCUGCUCUCUCCAUUCAAUCAUGGCUGAUAUGUUUUUUGACUCCUUUCUCCUGCCUUCACCCUAUUACUCUUGAUCCUUUUUAUGAAUCAAUAACCUAUCUGUCUUAAAUAUAGUCCAUAAAAUAGUCUCCACAGCCUUCUGUGACAAUGAGUUCCACAGAUUCACUACUUCUGGCUGAAGAAAUUAUUCCUCCUCUGAAUCCUAAAGGGUCAUCUCUCCCCUCUGAAGCUAUGCCCUAGUUUAUCCUAGUGAAACAUCUUCUCCACGUUCAUUCUCUCCAGGACUCUCCGUAUUCUGUAAAUAUCGAUAAGAUUAUUCCCUCGUCCUCCUAAACUCCAUUGAGCACAUCCAGAGAACUCAACUACUCCUCGUAUGUCAAGCCAUUCAUCCCAGAAUCAUUCUUGUAAACCUCCUCUAGACCCAUCCAGCAGGACAUCCCUGCUCUUGCAUUCUACACCUCUCAAAAUGAUUGCUAACAUUGCCUUCCUAACUGUCAAAUGAACCUGCAGGUUAACCUUAAAAGGAUCCUGAACUAGGAUUCCCAAGUUUCUUUGUGCUUCAGAUUUCUGAGACCUUUCCCCAUUAGAAAAUAGGCUUCACCUCUAUUCUUCCUACCAAAGUGCAUAACCUCAUCAUUUCCUACAUGGUAUUCCAUCUGCACUUCUUUGCCCAUA
This is a messenger RNA of Chiloscyllium plagiosum (whitespotted bambooshark), 2901 nucleotides long. RefSeq lists its product as uncharacterized. NCBI's taxonomy places the organism in Eukaryota, Metazoa, Chordata, Chondrichthyes, Orectolobiformes, Hemiscylliidae. The record is from RefSeq and is a predicted model, not a curated record.